CCCGCUAGACAAGAACGAUAGAAAAUGGCGAGUCAGUGUAAAAGGCAGCAAUGCUCUAUCGACAGGCGCGGCUUUCGGCAGGAACUUGACUCUUGGCGACACAAACUCAUUCGCUGUGUAGGUUUUGAGAGCAUUCUCGAAGGUCUGUUUGGUCCAGAGCUGGUAGAAGACCUAAAAUUAUUUAAGGACUUCGAGCCUACAGCAGUGUCUGACUGGUCAUUUGAUGAAAAUUGUCUAUUCUGCUGUUUGAGGCGAGACAAAGUAAAGGAACACUUAAUUGGCUUAAGCAACGGAGGGCUUGAAGAUACACCUAAACCUCUCCUGGUUAAAGAUCAGACCACAAUCAGCAAACUAGAGAAACAAGCCGAGGAAUUUCUCAAUGCAGUCCUCUGUAGAAAAGAUGCACCAAAUUUCUCGGACCCACACAUUCCAGUAGUGGCCCGAGAGAUCCUUCAGAGAAUGAUCCGGCAGUUUGCUGCCGAAUAUACCUCAAAAACCAGCUCCCCUCAGGACAGUGGCUCUGAUUCCCAGCCUUGCUCUGACCAAAGCCUACCGACCCCACCAUUGCUCUUAGGGGCUCCUCCUUCUGCCAGCCCUGCUGCCCCCCUAGCUGGGCCUGCACACAACCAGAACCCAGUCCUCAGCAAGCUCCUCAUGGCUGACCAGGAUGCUCCACUUGACCUCACCAUCAAGAGGCCUCUGGCUUUGCCUAGUGAACAAGAUGGAGUUCUUGACUUAUCUAUUAAAAAGAACCGCUAUAGUAGCAGCAGCCUGCCUGUCCGUAGUCCCUGCCUUUCUCCAGCCACAUCCACGCUUAAAGGUGAGUCUACAGAGUUGCCUAUUGCAAAGGCAAGAGACCUACAGUCCACCUCCACGCUGGAACAGUUCAUAGCCAAACUCUGUCCCCACCAUCAGAGACAGAUUGUAGAUGCCAUAGGUUUUCUACAGACGGAGGUCAAAGCACUGGCAUCUUCCAAUACACAGCAAGCCUGUAAUUCUGGGAUCCAAAGACCUGCUUGCUCCACUGCAAAAUCCAGCCCAGUCACACCUGUGUCAUGCUCUGAGCUAAGGUUUCCCAGUGAAUCCACUCCCAAGUCAGAAGUCCAGGAUGUGUCCCAUUCUUUCCCAAGCAGCUGUGCAAUGAAAAACGUUCCAGAGAAUGCAGUGUCACUGAAAACAUCUGCAGGCCCUGCUUUGGAUCUUUGCAGCCCUGGGUCAGAGAGUAACCAAGCUUUGGUCACUCCCACCCCUAAUCCAGUGGAUGCAGAGAACAACCGUCAUGGUGAUCAUGCCCCUCUUAAGAUGAAAAUCAUGACCAGCAACGUUGCUGCCGGUAAGAAGUUGUCAUGUGUGCUCAACGCUUCUCUUUCAUCUCACUCUGACACUUUGGAGGAAAGACAGGGUAACUCAAAUUCAUCCAACAGAACAGAGAGUCAUAGUGCUAGACUCAACUCCUUUGUGAAAAGACACAAUCCGACUAGUCACACACAUCAAGCUAGGCAGAGAGAGACUCUCGGGCAUGCCAAAGAUAAACCAGCAAACCUGUUUUCAGUUCACAUGACCAUUCCUUCAGACUCUCCGCGGACCGCAAGGAAGACUAUCAGGUCAUCCUCUGAUCAUCGGAUUAGGGACUCUGCUUGUAGAGAAAUAGUUGACCCUGAUCUUGGUCACUGUGACAUUGUUUUUAUUGACAAACCAAUUACAGAGUGUUUUAAGGAGCAGCAGUGCAGCAUGCUCCCACGUCGCAAUGCCAGAAAAAGCACCAGAGGACAUACGUAUUCAGAUGAAAUAUGGGAGUUAAAAACGGUCCGUACAUUAGCUGGGAGGGGCAACUGUCCGAAUCCAAUUCCAGAGCUGAUCACAUUGGUCACCCCAAAACAAAUACUUUCAAAGCCUGAAGGUGUACCACCUGUGGAUAUGCUGUUUGCUGGAGCAUGCAGGGAGACAAUGAAUCAACAAAUGUCCACACAAGAAUCAGAUGAGAGUGUGAUACCAGGAACAGGAGAUAUGGUGGAGGUAGCAGCCAGUGAAAUGAAUGUUAUAGUUGAAACAAGUCAGACAGAUCAGUGUCAGAGCAAGGGGCAGUCUGCUCCUUCAUCUCCGAUAAGGUCCCCAACAGAAAACAAAGAAACGGAUAUUAACACAGCAAUAGAACAGAACACACCUGCCGAUUUAGGCACAACAGGAAGUGAAGAAAGUGUUACACAGGCUCCAUUUGAAGCAGAAAAAGAUAACGAGCCUGAGCCUCAAGGAAACGUGCAGGAAAGUACUGAGCAGAUAGUCACAGAAACUGUAGUAGAACCAUUGGAGGAUACAACCAUAGAAGAAGAUGAGCCCCAGCUUUUAUCAGAUCAACUGCACAACAGCGAGCCUGUUCUUCAGCAAAAUAGUGCCCCGUCACCGGUGGAUCAAAUUGAGGAAGAAAAAGAGGAAAAUAAAAGGGAGGAAAUACAAGAGGAGCAACGUCAGGAACUUCAACCAGAGACACAGAUGCACUAUGACAACUCUGAAGUGACAGAAAAGUCCAACACCACUGGUUCGGCAGAGGAGCACAGAAACACAGAAAUUAAAAAACCUGAAGCAGUUGACGGUGUUAUGCCUUUAGAGACUGAAGGUGAAAAUGACGAUGACGUGUCCUCAAAGUCACUUGAUGCGCUCUUGAAGGAAUUACCCCCUUGGCGUAGAAAAAGAGGUUCUGUAGUUUUGCUGCCAAAGCGGUUAAGAAAAACCGAAGGGGUGGUAGUGGGUUUUGUUAACGGUAGACCGAUAUCGGCCUCUGACAGAAGUCUGCGUCGUAGAUCAAGGAACAGUACCACAUCACUUAAUAAAACCCCAGUGAAAUCUAGUCAGAAUGUCCCCAAAAAGACUUCUGUUGAUUCAACUGUUGAAAACAAGAAUUUGGAGAAACCUCUACCUGAAACAGACAUAGCUGUAAAAUCGAUUGAGACUACUGCUGCGAUUCAGCAGGUGAAAGAACCAUCCUCGGCCACACCAUCAAGCCCAACCUCUAAAUUUCCCUCAAGGACCAAACAAAUCCGGAAACAAAAAAAAGGUCCGAGAGAUCAGGAUAGUUUGCCUGUCCUCGCCGAUCAGCGGCAACUUAGAUCAGCCAGCCAGAGGCCAGCUGGAACUCCAGUAUCGCCACCCAAAUCAAAUGCUGUCUCUUCCAUUUCAUCUCCAAAAUCUACUGCAUCCCAUGCUCUUUCAUUUACAGAGCACCUCUACCUUCCUCCUUCACUUCCUCCUACUUCUUCUCCUCCAAUCAGGUCCUCUUCCUCUGAAUCCUCUGAACAGUCCAAACAGAACACAGCACCAGAGACAACUGUAGAAUUAAACAUUGAAAACACUCAGCAAUUAGGGACAACCUCUGAAGAAAUACAAAAAAACGAAGUAGAAAAUGGAUUGCAGGCCAAACAGAAACUACGGUCUACAAAGGCUGUAGUAGACGAUAUUAAGAAUGACAAACCGCAGCUUAGCGGCGAGGUAUCAAGUCCAUUAGAAAAUGAAAGUCCUGUAAAGACUGAAAUGCAAGCACAGAUUAUGCCAUUAAGAAGUAAGCGGGUUCUCCGAAAGGAGGCUGAAGCAAGUGAUGUUUCUUUUCCACAAAAGCCAAAUGUAGCAUCUUUAGAAGACCGUUCUGCAAGUGGAGACGAUAGCUGUUCUUCCAUAUCAGGCAAACCCACAAGAAUGCCCUUAAGGAGUGAGAGCAGUAAGGCUGAAAUGUCCCACCAGUCUGCUACUCAUUCAUCACCAGUGGACAACAAGAAAUUGGCUUUGAGGUCACAAAGAUUGGCUGUACCCUCUACAAGUGUUCUUACUGGAGCUGGAAGACAGAGUGACAUAGUUUCCCCAAUCAGAAUAAUGCCAGAAAAAGUAACCAAAGCUCAGGUGAAGCCCCUUCCAGUGUCUGUCUUGCCCCACAGCUCAGCCAUCCCUGUCAUAACACCAAGACCUGAACCCCCAAAACAAACUAACAAAUUCUUCGAGACUCUGACUGGAGAAGAAAACCAACACCUAAUUACAAACCUGAACAUUAAGUAUGAUAAAAUGCAAAAAGGCUGGGUGCAAAUGGACAAAGAGGGUCAGCCAGCAACAAAAUACAAAAACAAAGCAGACAGGCAGGCAGCUAUAUGGAAAAGUAAACGCAGGGCAAGAAAAUCUAAGUCCUCAGAGCACCAGAAAUACUCACCAGUCCAAAUGCUCUUCAUGAAAGGUUUUAAUCUCACCAGUAUUUGUCGCUGGUUCCUUGAAACAACAGAAACAAAGUCCCUUGUCAUUGUCAAGAAGGUGAAUACACGUCUUCCGUCAGAAACUCAGCUGUGCUUUCACAGCUCAUCUAGUGCUUCAGGGACCUCUCAGGGGGUAUUUCCAAGCCUACAGGCAGAGCGCUUAAAGAAACAUUUGAAAAAGUUUGCCAUCGCCUCUCCUGUAAAGAGCAACGCCAAGAGUCAGAAACUGAUUGCUAAAGCACUGGAGCAGGAGGCAAAUGCAGUCAGAGGGAAAGAGAAAAGAGACCUUCCCAGUACUACUCAGACUUUGACUAAGUCACACUCCUCUGCCAAAGCCCGUGGAGAGAUAAAUGAAUCCCAGAAAUCUUCUGGUAAAUCAAAGAAUCCAGCUAGUGCAAGGAUCUUGAGGAAAUACUCUAAUAUCCGAGAGAAGAUGCAGGUUCAGCAAACCAAUGUUAGACUCAAAGAGGCCUCAAAAACCUUAAAAACCAACAUAAAUAGACUAGCCACAAAAAAAUCCACUGCCAAGUCCAUUAUGAAACCAUCCCCGAAGGCACAGAAAUCGCCCUUACCUGUCGGUAAACAAAUGAAAGCAUUUGCAGCAAAAAUAGAAAGAAGGAAAACAUUGGCUGGUAAAAAAACUACAAAGUAUCCAGUUCAACAGAGGGCAGUCAAGGCUCAGAGCAGUAGUAGAGCUUCAAGAGAUGCAACUAGAAAAGAUUUGCCCAAGAGAUGUUCUCAACGACUAGGGUCUCCUAAAAUAUCUGAACAUAACUCUGUCGAUGCAUCUAAAAGCAAGGUCGACAAUAAAAAACUAAUUGAAGCAGAGAAAGUAGAGGUAGAAAAACCCACUGUGUGUAAAGUGAACGCUGCAAAUAUCCAAAAAAAGGAAUCGUCACAGAGUACUUUGGCUGAAAUUAAAGCUACAGAGUGCGCUGUUGACACCCCGCAGCAGAGCAUGGAUGUCAAGGCUCCGACUUCACCUGACCAGGUACUAACUAGAUCCCAGAGAAAAAUGGAGGCGGCAGUCCCUUCGAGUGGGAGCCCCAGUCAUGCCUCGAAGAAGGCAACAAAGUCCAUUAAAACACAAAAUGCAUCUCCUAAACCAGUCAGAAAAGCUGAGGGACCCACGAUGAUAAGAAGAGGGGCUUUAAAGUCCCCUGCAAAGAGAAGGCAGACGGACUUGUUGCCACGAAGUGGGACAAAAUCGGCAACUAAGAGAGCUCAGGAGCUUUUAGAGACCCCAGCUAAGCGCACUAGGACAUCACUCUCGAAAUGAAAUCCACCUGCACAGGAAGAUCAUCUUUAUUAAGAGGAUUUUGUCAUUUUCUUUUAUCUGGAAUAUAUUCAGAAGGACCAGAAGUAUCUAUUUUCUAUUUUUACCAAACUCUUCAGGGGACGCCUUUUUCAGUAGGAACAUAUGUGAAGAAGGAACACAUUUUGAAAGUCAUGCUUUUGUAAAGCUUCAGUGUGAAAAUACAGAUGUGAUGGCGAGCAUUUGCUCUGUGUUUAGGGACUACAGACAAGUCCUACAUGAUGUCUUGCAGACGUAAUUGCUGUUUGGCUUUCUGUUUCAGCGCUCUACGACACGGCUGGAGAUAAUAUCCUGUCAAACCUCAUUUUAAAAGUUGGGAUAACAAACAUCAAACUUUGAUGCGGUAAUCAAGGUGACAUUAAAUUCACUCACCAUCCUGUUUUGCUUUUUUUUUUUUGCGAUUUUGUAUCCAAUUGUUUUAGAUGAUAGCAUGCGCUGCAUUUACUGUUCAGAGAGCUUGCUGUGAGAAGGGAGAUCAGGUUUUGAAUAAGAUUCUUACCUUACCUUAGGCAGUUUGUAUCUCCAGCCUGUCUUCCAAUCACAACAUUGUGAAUAUGUGACUGUUGUGACCCAGUGCCUUAUUUAUGAAGUGUAAAGUAAUACAAUGUGUUGCUAAAUGUGAAAACUCCUGUACUUUAGUUAUACCAACUUCCAAUCCCUGGAGAGGCAGUCAACAUUUAUUGCUUCAGAGUGUGUGCAAAUAGUUUCCGUUCCACACAGUUCGUGCCUCGUGCAUCAUUUCUAAAUUCUUACGUUGUCUGAGGCAUUCAGACAUUCUGAUUUACUCUAACCUGAUUUUUAUAUUCCCAUUUUCCCAGAGCAUUAACUUAAUAUUGUUCUUACUAUGGCUGUAUUAGAUGUUAAAAUAUAUACAAAUCUGAAUUGUUAAAACAGGCAGGUCUGCUCUGUAUGUGUCAUGACAAAUGUUUGUAUUUUUUAUGUUUUGGGUCAGUUUCCAUCACUGUGACCAUUACACCCAUUGUUAUCUGCUCAUAAUGGGGACUUCACUUUGAGUAUUUUACCAGCUUCUGCAUGUGUUUAGUCUUGUUAAUGUGGAGCCAGUUUUAGCAACUUGUGCAUUACAGCUGUUGCCUUACUAGAACUGAAACCCUGAACAAUAUUUAUGCCCCUGAGCUUUGAAAAUCAAGACUUUGUAUCCACCCAUCUGAGAUGACGUUGGAAUACUGGUUUGUGUAUAAUUUUGCUAACAAUAUUUCCUAAUUACAAAUACCUAAAAAGUAUGUAUAUUUUGUUGGUUAAUAUGAAUUAAGUUCAUGGCCUCUUUAGCAUUAAUGGCACAUUGCAGGGUGAUGAAUUCCUUCCGUGAUUACAUGCAAGUUGGAUAUGACAUUUUUGGGGUAGUCUAGUCACACUUCUGAGUUGUAUGUUGCAGUUUUAUGUUUUUGUUUUAUUAUUGUCAGGCAGAUGUUCUCAUAAUGGGAAGUUUCUUAACUUCCACAGUAGUAACUUACAUUGGUGUAUUGUCAAUUGUCAUUUUUAGCACAGUGUUAUUUUUUAUUAUGUUCAUUACUCUAGAGGGUAUAUCAUCUGCAAAUGCAAAACAUGUCCGUCAUGUUUUUUAUUGUUAUUUAAGAACUCCACGUAGGCUAAUGCAUUUAGCUAAAACAGCCCACCAAAUAUCAGACUUGAACAUGUUUAUUCUUUACAGUUGCUAUUUAAAGAUUUUGAUUUUGUAUAUUAGAAAGAAAUAACUGCUUUAUUUGUGGUAAUCCAAGAAUGAUGCAUCUUUAUGUUAAGAACUUUGUAUUUUUGCUGGAGUUGAUAUAAAGUUGUUGGAAUUUUA
This is a messenger RNA of Perca fluviatilis (European perch), 7348 nucleotides long. RefSeq names its product ligand-dependent corepressor. Gene Ontology annotation, cellular component: nucleus. The record is from RefSeq and is a predicted model, not a curated record. The transcript has 7 exons. NCBI's taxonomy places the organism in Eukaryota, Metazoa, Chordata, Actinopteri, Perciformes, Percidae. Bases 25 to 5508 code for a protein of 1827 amino acids. Gene Ontology annotation, molecular function: DNA binding. Gene Ontology annotation, biological process: regulation of transcription by RNA polymerase II.